GCCUUGCCGUGUCAACAUCUCUUGUGCCAUAUCACUCCCUCCCUACCUAGGUACCUGGUAAUAAUUCAUUCUGUUCAUUUGUUCUAUCAAUUGAUAGACUAGUCCUAACCCCUUUCUAACGUCCAACAUCCACUUUCAUAUUGGAGCGCUUUCCCGCCCUUUUCAGGGCCGUCCGAAAGGGCAUGGCCGAAGCCACCCGCUCGUCUUUCCUAGGCUCAAUCUCGGCCUGGAGUAGAAGCAGCACUCCGCCUCCCAAGUCUCCUCUCCAGAAGCCAAAAGAAGAUCCUCCGGCCCUACGACAAUCUACGGGUCUUGAUCACACAAUAAGUCUGAGGCCAUCCCCCAGUCUCCGCAAGUAUCCGAAAGAUUGUCCUCCGCUCAAACCCAGAUGGUUUUAUGCUGUGGACGUGCCGAAAAGGAAGCCUUUUGCUUCUGAGUCGACACCAGAGGAGAAAGUGAAGCCUCCACCGGUCCCGAAGAAACUGGUACCGUUCUCCUCUCGAGACUCCCAGGCAAUCGAGAAAGCAUUUCAGUCGCUAGACAAGGACGACCACGGUCAAGGUGACAACGCUGAACCCACUAGCACCAGAGUCCCGGUCAACGAAGACUUCUUGUACGACGUCCACAUCGAAAAGCGUGAGUUAGAGCCUGUGUAUUGGCUAGGUCCAGUCUACGACGUCCGGAGAGGCAGUUGGUUCUAUGCCGAUGGCUCAACAUUGAAACCAUGUGAUGAAAACCUCGCCAACCAGCUGGAGGAGGGCUAUCUCAAGGUAGCACCGUGGAGAAGGAUACCCACCACGUCCUCACGGUCCAGCUCCCAGCCAAGAAGUCGUCCGACUUCCACAGUUAUAGACAGCUCCUCUGCACAAUCAACAAGCACAACACCGCCUUCGCAGGAUGAUGGUCACACUGCCGGGUCAAACACCCAUAGACUGUUUGGUGCUUAUAUGAACACAACGGUGACCUAUCAGGACGCAACUGUUGCCUAUCUCACGACUGACGAUCUAUUUUCGCGUGUGAGCAGCACGGUCUACGGCAGAUUCGUUGGCUAUGGAGGCACCAAAGUUGUUCGCGGGUGGUCAGACACCAAGACUACAGACUCAAAAGCGGGUUCGAAGGCGUUUGAAGUACCGAGCACCAAGGACAAGCGGAAGUCUGCCAAUAUACCAGCUGAGGCGGCGCCAAACGUCGAGCAGAAUGAUAGUAGUUCACAGUCCACAGACCAGGAAGUCACUAAACCUCGACGGACGGCCUUGGAGCGUCAACUCUCGUCCUUGGCGGGCAUGCCGCACCCUGAUGACGCGCAAGAUCUAGCCGAGGAAGAAGCAAGGGAAGAAGAAGAGCGGGAGAUGGAAGACGCCAGAGAAAAGGACGGCGAUGAUCAGGCAAGACAGAUUGACCACUUGGUCCUGGUCACUCAUGGAAUAGGUCAACGACUUGGCCUGCGACUCGACAGCAUCAACUUCAUCCACGAUGUGAACACAAUGCGGAAGACCAUGAAAGCCGUCUACGACUCUGCACCCGACCUGCAAGCUCUGAGUGGCGACCCGAAAAACUGCAAAAUCCAAGUCCUGCCAAUCUGUUGGCGUCACUUGCUAGAUUUCCCCAAGCAAAGCCUCAAGCAGAACCGCAAGGAGUUUGAUCUUGGAGAUGCCGACGCCGCUUUUGACGACGAAUAUCCAUCUCUGCAAGAUAUUACCGUGGAAGGAGUCCCUGCCGUGCGCAAUCUGAUCACCGAUCUUGCAAUGGAUGUGCUCCUCUACCAAAGCGCCUACAGAGAGCACAUUGCCACCAUUGUCCAAAAGGAGUGUAAUCGAGUGUACCGGCUUUUCAAGGAGAGGACAGGUUUCGACGGCAAGGUCAGCUUCUGCGGCCAUUCUUUGGGCAGCGCCAUCCUUUUUGACCUCCUGUGUCGACAAGAAGAAACAUCCAAGACUCGACCCCGCCGUGUAUCCAGCCGGGCAUCGCGAGACUACCAUGGACCCGAACACAACGACCUGCGCUUGGACUUUGACGUGGAAAAGUUCUUUUGUCUUGGCUCCCCAAUUGCUCUUUUUCAAAUGCUCAAGGGCCGAACGAUCGCUGGCCGUUCAAUGCUGCAUUUGAAUUCCCUUGGGUCCGCGGGCAUGCCAACAUCGCCGUUUGAUCCGGAUCCUAUGGGCAACGACCCAUUCGACAGCUCUUUACGACCCGGUGGGAUAGGAAGUGGCGGCAUCGGCACCUCAUCGAAUUCGCUGAUUCCAAUCAGUGUAUCGUCGCCGAAAUGCAAUGAACUAUUCAACAUCUUCCAUCCCACGGACCCGAUUGCCUAUCGAAUGGAGCCUCUGAUCUCGCCGGCUAUGGCACAGCUCAAAUCCCAACCGCUUCCGUAUACCAAGAAGGGACUUUUUGCGGCCCCGGGCAUUGGAAAUAUGACGGCCAGGGUUGGCCAGCAAGUCAUGUCAAGUUGGUACAGUUUGACUUCGGGGGUGGCGUCAAGCCUGAUCAAUAGAAGUCUAGGCAUUACAGGCGAAGAGCAAGCGUUGGCGCAAGAUAAGGCCAAGCUAGGUGGCAGUAGUACCAAUACGAGCGGCGGAAAUGCACCAUCUAGCCAUGGCCAGCCAAUCCCACCCGCUCCCGUUGUCAACAUGCCCCUCGCAGAUUCAAAAAGACAACAAGAUCUCGCAGAAGCAGCAGCCAAGUCAUCCACCUCGACCGGCGACGCCCCGACACUAAUCGACUCGGAGAUCGAGACCCUCUUUUCGGGAUUCCAGAAACGUCACCAAAACCAGCACCAGCAGCACCGUGUUCGGCCGCGCCGAUCACGCUCUCACACUGCUUCUACAACUGGUACAGCUGAGGCUUCUGACACCGAAGACAAAGACACGGCGCAGCAAUCAUCCGCCACAGAGUACCAGCUAUCCCUCGAGCGCUCGAGAAGACUGAAACGGGAAGAAGCCAAAGUUCGCGCUCUCAACAGCAACGGUCGCGUCGACUACCAUAUCCAGGAAGGAAUGUUUGAUGUCUCGUUACUCGCCAGCAUCGCGAGCCACUUGAGUUAUUGGGCCGAUGAGGAUGUCAACCAUUUCAUGAUUGGGCAGAUGCUCAAGACCCGUGCGAGGGAGACGAGUGAUGAUAUUCGGAAUGAGAUGGAUAAGGAUCGGUGGUGAGCAGUGUCUAGCCCUGAGCUGUGGGGAGUUUUGAGCCGUGGUGAACCCUGAGCAGUGGUGAGGCCUGAGCAGUUGUCCACUGUGAGCCCCUCUGCACACCAACCGGUGAAGUUCGGAUCGGAAUAUGGAUCGAACGAACCGAAACGGAAGAGACCGCAACGAAUUUUACGAUAAACGAGAAGAAGAAAGCCCCAACUCCAGUCAGUGUUGAAAGAAUAAACUUCACUAUUCCUAAAGGUCAAAUUCAGAUCACCCGAAAACUAGGUUAGAUGCCGGAGGUUGGAUUGUUGUUGGUCUACCUUAGGUUAUCUGUCCAAGACAAGGCUCAGCCGCCACGGACACAAAUAAAUCAAAUGCAUGUUGGUGGUCUGGGGAAAAUGGUCAACGUCGUGUAGAUCCGAUUCCUAGCUGCUCAAUUGCCCCGAGACCCUGCCCUCGGGGAUCUGGCCUGUGACAUGGUAUAUUAUAGUAUGGUAUAGUAUAGUACAAUAGAAUCGACAACCUCGACUCAGUCAUUCAAACUAAGGAAACGAAAACUCUUGCGCGCCCUAGAUGAGGAUCUUGGUCUUUACUGCAUUAUUCUACUUACCGUAGAUUACUUGU
This is a messenger RNA of Exophiala dermatitidis NIH/UT8656, 3752 nucleotides long. RefSeq names its product phospholipase A1. Lineage: Eukaryota; Fungi; Ascomycota; Eurotiomycetes; Chaetothyriales; Herpotrichiellaceae. The transcript has a single exon. Gene Ontology annotation, cellular component: cytoplasm. Gene Ontology annotation, molecular function: glycerophospholipase activity; metal ion binding. The coding region runs from base 183 to 3149 and encodes 988 amino acids. The record is from RefSeq and is a predicted model, not a curated record.